GAGAGAAAGAAAGAGAAAAGUCUCUCUCUAGUCUUUAUAUAACAAAACAAACAACAAUAAUAAUAUGAGUUUUGGAGUCUCAAUUUACAAGUUUUAGAGAGAGAGAGAAGAGCAUGGGAAGACCUCCAUGCUGUGAUAAAGUGGGGAUAAAGAAAGGGCCAUGGACUCCGGAAGAGGACAUCCUUCUUGUCUCUUACAUUCAACAACAUGGCCCUGGUAAUUGGAGAUCUGUUCCUACCAACACUGGUCUCCUUAGAUGCAGCAAAAGUUGUAGGCUCAGAUGGACCAAUUAUCUUAGACCUGGAAUCAAGAGAGGUAACUUUACUCCUCAUGAGGAAGGAAUGAUCAUCCAUUUGCAAGCUUUAUUGGGUAACAAAUGGGCUGCAAUAGCUUCGUAUCUUCCACAAAGGACAGAUAAUGAUAUAAAAAAUUAUUGGAACACUCACUUGAAGAAGAAGCUCAAAUCUGCAUUUGAAGAUAACAACCAUUCUCCUUACACUUCCAAGUCUUCCAAUCACUCACCAACCUCUGAUUUUUUCUCAAAGGGUUUCUUCAGUAAUGAUUCUUCCAAGAGGACUUUCGAUUUCGAUUCCGCCUCCUCCUCUUCAGCUGCCUCCUGUUUCGGCCCCAAUCGAUCCUCCACUGCCUCCUCCUCCUCCUCAACUUAUUACUCGAGUGCCGAGAACAUCUCACGCCUACUCGAAGGAUGGAUGAGAUCUUCUCCAAAGAGAAACGACGACAAUGAGAAUAUACUAAUCCAUUUCCAUGAGAAACAAAAUCAUGAUAAUGGAGAUUCUUCCAUGGUUUCCAUCCAAGGGUUAGAACCGAAAACCGAGGAAGAUGCCGGCGACAGGCUAGCGCUCGGGAAGGAGAUCGAGUCGUCCAUGGUAGUAUCGCCGGAGAACUUGAACAAUGAUGAUCACAAUGUGGGAGGUUGUUGGGAGAAGUCUAGUAAUUUUGAUGUUGGUAAGAUGAUGAAGAUCAAGAAGAAUAGUUUUGAAAAUUGCGAAAAUGAUAAUAUAAUUAAGCAAAAUAGAAGUGAAAAUAAUAUUAACAACAACAAUAAUAAUAACAAUAAUCCUCCAUUGUCAUUUCUUGAGAAAUGGCUGCUUGAUGACACUGUUGUUCAAGUAGAGGAGAUGAUGUCAUUGUCACCAAUGUUCUAACAACUUUGUUUCUUUGUUUUAAUUUUUUUUUUUUUUUAAAUUGAAACUUUUUUUUUCUUCUCAAUUUUAGGGUUUGACUUCAAUGAGAGAUCAAAUGUAGAAAGAGAGAGAGAUAGAGAGAGUUUCUUUUCUCUCUCACUAAAAUGUAAUAUUUUUUAGAUUUCUCAAAUUUCUUAAGCUCAAUUAGUGUUGAAUGAAAA
Messenger RNA from Cucumis melo (muskmelon), 1366 nucleotides. RefSeq names its product transcription factor MYB60. Gene Ontology annotation, biological process: response to auxin. The record is from RefSeq and is a predicted model, not a curated record. The transcript has 3 exons. Lineage: Eukaryota; Viridiplantae; Streptophyta; Magnoliopsida; Cucurbitales; Cucurbitaceae. Bases 114 to 1166 code for a protein of 350 amino acids.